Brassica oleracea var. oleracea is the source of this 716-nucleotide messenger RNA. RefSeq names its product CASP-like protein 4D2. The record is from RefSeq and is a predicted model, not a curated record. NCBI's taxonomy places the organism in Eukaryota, Viridiplantae, Streptophyta, Magnoliopsida, Brassicales, Brassicaceae. The transcript is spliced from 3 exons. The coding region runs from base 80 to 595 and encodes 171 amino acids.
CUUUUUUCUUCAUAUUUCCUUCUAUAGUUUCUCGUUUAAAAAGUUUCUUACAAAAACAUUUUAAAAUCUGUAAUCAUAUAUGGCACCACCACCUCCUUCACCACCACCUGUUUCAUUGAAGGUAGUAAACCUUCUACUGAGGGUUCUGACGGCAAUUUUCCUAGUUAUAUCUGUCAUCGUCCUCACCACCAACAGCGUAACCAUCGGAUCUAUCAAAUUUCAUUUCAAUGAUGUUUAUGCUUAUAGAUAUAUGCUAGCUGCAGCCGUCAUCGGACUGAUUUACGCUGUCAUACAACUUAUAUUCACAAUCUGCCAAUUCGCCACUGGAGUGACAAACUCAUUUAAUUAUCAACUCGAUUUUUACGGUGACAAAGUAAUAUCAUAUCUAGUGGCGACGGGUUCGGCAGCUGGAUUUGGAGUAACCAAAGAUUUGAAAGAUGCAUUUAUAGCAUUGGUCGCAUUAGAUUCGACUGAUCCUGUUGAUGAGUUCUUCAGCAAAGGAUAUGCAUCAGCCAGUCUUCUUCUCUUUGCUUUCCUCUGUCUCGCCGUUUUAUCUGUUUUCUCGUCUUUAGCCAUUGCCAAACGAUCAUUUUAAUUCUCAUCAUGAAAAACACAAAUUAAUGCUUUAAAAUCUGAUUUGAUUAUAUAGCUUUGUCCCAAUGUUAUGUGUUGUUAUUCAUUCCGUAAACAACUUACGAUUGUUUUUGUUACCAAAG